UCUCCAAGCCUUGUGAGAUGGUGUUGGGUAGGGACAGGAACAGGGACAGAGACUCUAUCCCCUGCUUCACCUGUAGCCUGGAUACACCUGUGUGUGCUGUGGGGCAGAAGGCAUGCAAAUAGGCUGAGAGAGGGAGUGCAAAGACAGCUGCUGAUUGGCUGGAGGGAGAGGCUGUGCGGUUAGUUAGGGCACAACAUUGUAGGUUACUUACUUGCAGGUGAGGAGAUUCAGGUGUGUUCAGUCCAAGCACAGAGGAUACAAAGCAACGAGCUCUUGCAGUGAUUUUGGUCAACAGCUAUUCUCUAGUAUAGUUUUUGUGGGGGAUUCUCUACAGUGCUUGAGCAUGCAGGGCCAUUGGGUUCUGCUAGCUCUUUGCUGGCUGGAGCAGCUGUGUGUGGCUCAGAAUUUGAGGCCUCAGAUUGCAAACCCCAAACUUGCUACAAACAAUCCUACCCUUACUACAAUUGCUCUAGAGAAACCUUUCUGUGUGUUUGAUGAUUCACUGUCUCCAGGUAGCUCCUAUGUGGUCUACUUGUAUGCAAUGGCUGACUCUGCAAGCACUGUAAGCUCAGCUGUGACUGACAACAGCAGCAAACCUCUCAACACCACUUUCCAAGACACCAACGGAGGACAACUUGGACCUUACAGGGCUGCACUGUUUAAUGUGCCCAAUUGUGAAUCACCCCCCCUGCUGGCUGAUGUAAAUGUGAAAAAAGUUUCAGAUGUCUUGAAACAAUACCUCUUCAGAGUGGGAGAUGAUGUGACUUGUUUAUAUGACCCAAACUUCCCCGGUGCCUGUAACCCACCUCUUGCUGAAGAUACAACAUACAGGUUUAAGUACCUCUUAGUAGAUGUGGUUGCAGGUGUUGUGAAAGACCAAACUCUUUGGUCUGAUCCAAUGAAAACCCGUAGGGUAAAACAGUCUUCAACAAUUGAUACCUGGCCUGGGCGAAGGAGUGGAGGAAUGAUUGUUAUCACAUCAAUCUUAAGCACUUUUAUGUUCCUUCUAGUUGUUGGAUUUCUUGCCUCCAUAUUCUUCUUUGUCAUCAGGGCAUCAGGAGAGACAUCCACAGAGACCACACAUGAGUCUCAGACUACCCAGCAGGCUGUACCAAGAUCUCAGGGUAGCUCAGAGGGAGUGAACCAGUGAGCCUUGAGAGAAAGAAGAGUCCACACUCUGGCUGAACUUCAACUGAACAGCUACAACUGUACUGAUAUUUAAGAGUUGCCCUUUUCUACUGAACUCUGAAUAGGUCACAUUGAUUAGAUACUAAAGUUCAGUAAGUGAGGCUGAAUGGCACAGGUGUUCUGUACAUAUAGUGUUCUGUCUACUCCUACAGAGCAGCACCACUAUCUUCAUUAGGUUGCUGCCACAAGUUAUGGCAGCAAGUAAUCUUGUCAUUAGGCUCAUGGUACUUCUAUCCUCCAGUUAACUCAUUUGUGGUUGCAUAACUCCAAAACUGAGGAGUGGUAGAGUUCUGCACUCUAGAGUGCAGUUCAUAGUCCUCAGUGACUGCCUGGUGUAGUGGGAGGAGAGAGAAAAUGACCAAGUGUAUUACUCGGCUCCUUGGAGCUAAGAUCAAAAGCGUAGUGUCUGUUCUUAUCAGUUUAAUAUCUGAUAGGUCCUUUAUUUGUGGGCUAGAGUAACAUACUGAAAACUUUCAAGUUUGCUGGCCAGGGCUAGGGCUAUUUAGUACAUAAUUAUCCUUGUUUUAUAGGUUAGAAGCUAAAUAAGUUCUAAAGCUGAGCUCAACCUUUGACUCUUAUUUAGCUUCUUUUAUUUAAAUGAGAAUGUGAUAUAGGUAAGGAAAGGCUUCAGAUGGAGAACAGUACUUAAUAGUAUAUGCAGUCUAACAGCUUGAUAGCAGCUGGCUCUUCAGUUAGCACCCUAUUAAGAACACAAACUUAGUACCAAACUUUCAUUUAAAGCAGGGUAGAGGCAAACUAACUAACUGCUAGAAACUACAAAUGAGGGAUAUGGAUGCAUAUGGCAUCAGCAACUUUCACUGCUCUGCACAGCCCCCCACCCCAUUGUUUAAAAAUAAAAAAUGUUGCUUCCCUGCAAAGGCCAGACUUCAGGUCUCUAGUUCUAAAUACCUCUGGACUAGUAUUUGUAUACAACACUAAAGCAUCUCUCUCUCUUAGAGCUUAGCAACCCUACUUCUUAUGGAAGUUGUUAGUGUCCAACUCCCUAGAAAACCUGUGCUGUAAAUAGUCAGAGAGCUUCUAUCCUCUCUAUAAGACUAGUGUUCUCAACUAAAAUAUUGGCUGGAAGUUAUGUUGCCUGAGAAACAGUCACUUUUAAUGAAAAGUGGGUGAUAGACUGUGUAGCCUCUACUAUUUAGAGCAGGGAUAUCCUUGACACUUCAUACACCAUGACGGCAGAGGGUUGGCUGGUUCCAUCAGCUGCUAAUCCUACUAUGCUAACAUGAACUGUUCAAACAGUGCAUUCUCAACUUGUACUGCUGGAAGUAAACUUGUCAUGUAUUUCUUUCCUUCACUAACAUUCUGUCCCACUAACCAGUAUAAGUGGAAAAAUUAUACUAACAUUGAGUUUUGCCUUCCCAAGUUGCACUGAAUGGGUCUAGCUUGAAACUUUCUUGUAAAUUGUGUAUAUGAGCAACUCCUACUGUACUCAACUAAGUAUUCAUAACAUUUACAUAGCUGUCAUUGACAUAAUACAUUUGUCAUAGACUAGUGCUGAAGUCAGUUUAAGCCUGUCUCAGUUUAGCAAAUAUCAGUCUUUAUGCAGCCACCAGUAAAAUGGGUGGCUAAUAAACAUCACUGGCACAAUUACCCAAGUCUUUGUUAAUCUUCUAAUAUGCUGUUUUCUUUCAGUAUAUUUUUUUCUGGUUUUCAACUGUUAAACUCCCUUAGAAAAGUGUACAAAGGGCAUUCUUUUAAUGUAAAACUUUACCAUAAUAUGUUUCUUCCCAGA
Mauremys reevesii (Reeves's turtle) is the source of this 2938-nucleotide messenger RNA. It is a transcript of the gene UPK3A, whose product is annotated as uroplakin 3A. The transcript is spliced from 6 exons. The coding region runs from base 344 to 1150 and encodes 268 amino acids. The record is from RefSeq and is a predicted model, not a curated record. NCBI's taxonomy places the organism in Eukaryota, Metazoa, Chordata, Testudines, Geoemydidae.